AUGUCCGCGUCCCUCUCGCACUGCAAACGCACCACAGAAGACUCCGAUCUCAUCUUCCAGUUCAGCACGCCGCUCGGGCCCGCGUGGGCCUCCGAGGCCGCGUCCAGUUACCCGGACUCACAGACAAGCACGGUUAUCGCGUUGGACGACGCAGUGUCGGAUGCGGCCUCCACGGCCGCGUCUCAGGCACCGUCGUACAUACAGGCACAGGCACAGGCACAGGCACAGGCACAGCCACGCACCAACGACGCGACCAGGCUCGCGCUGGCGCAGACGCGCGUGCUGUCGCACUACAACAACUACUUGAACGGGACGUUCGGAGACGCGGCGCAGCGCACCGCGCUGCGCCCGGACGAACGCCGGCGCAUAGAAGAGAUGGUGGACGCGAUCUGGCUGAACCGCGGGCCGCUCACGGAGGACCUGUUCGAGGACUCCUCCGACGAGGACGCCGAGUAG
Molecule: messenger RNA, 456 nt
Organism: Lachancea mirantina
Lineage: Eukaryota; Fungi; Ascomycota; Saccharomycetes; Saccharomycetales; Saccharomycetaceae
Source: the annotation of a GenBank genome assembly